This is a messenger RNA of Pelmatolapia mariae (spotted tilapia), 1903 nucleotides long. It is a transcript of the gene taf15, whose product is annotated as TAF15 RNA polymerase II, TATA box binding protein (TBP)-associated factor. The transcript has 15 exons. The record is from RefSeq and is a predicted model, not a curated record. The coding region runs from base 15 to 1463 and encodes 482 amino acids. Gene Ontology annotation, molecular function: RNA binding; transcription coregulator activity. Gene Ontology annotation, biological process: regulation of DNA-templated transcription. NCBI's taxonomy places the organism in Eukaryota, Metazoa, Chordata, Actinopteri, Cichliformes, Cichlidae. Gene Ontology annotation, cellular component: nucleus.
AGCGCCCCGCCCGCAUGCAAAAGCUGCUGCAUUUAGCACAGAUUCGCAGCGGCGUGUUCGGCUCUGCGCUGUUUGUUGCGCACUUUCAAGCAGGGGUUUUAAUCAGCCACGACGAGAACCAGAAUUCAUCAGCUUUUAAACUACAUAUAUAUAAAAAGUACACACAAUGGCCACUGACUCAGGCUACGGUGGCCCGCAAAGCUAUGGCUCGUAUAGUGGAGGUCAGCAAGGCGGGCAGGGUUAUGGACAAGGAAAUAGUGGCAGCUCCUAUGGAGGACAGAAUUAUGGUGGCUAUGGACAGCAAGAAAAUUAUGGCCAGUCUCAGCAACCGAGCUAUAAUAACUAUGGACAAGAGUCCUCUGGGUAUGGUGACAAGCCCUCCUAUGGGCAGCAAGGAUCUGGGUCUUAUGGACAGCAAGGCUCCUACAGUGGUCAGGGGCAAGGUGGAGACAGUUAUGGACAGGGACAGGGUGGCGGCGGCGGUGGUGGUAGUAGCGGAUACAGUGGCCAGGGUGGUGGCAGCGGUGGAUAUGGAGGCCAAGGGCAAGGAGGAGGUGGUGGCGGUGGAUAUGGACGAUGGAAUGAAGGUGGUGAAGGUGGUGGUCAGGGUGGGAGGUUUGGGCGUGACUAUGGAGACCGUUCAGAAGGAGGGGGCUACAGAGGCAGAGGCCGUGGCGGCGGUGGCUAUGACCGCAGUGGUGGAUACGAUCGUGGCGGAAGAGGCGGACCUCCUGGUAUGGGGAUCUCGAGACUACGGCUCAAGGGAUGAACCAGCUGGAGAGCAGGACAACUCUGACAACAACACCAUUUUUGUACAGGGACUUGGAGAAGAUGUCACAGUUCAGGAAGUUGGAGACUUCUUCAAGCAGAUUGGCAUCAUUAAGGUGAAUAAGAAGACUGGCCAACCAAUGAUAAACAUCUACUCUGACAAAGCCACUGGGCGACCAAAGGGUGAAGCUACAGUGUCCUUUGAUGACCCUCCAUCAGCCAAAGCUGCUAUUGAUUGGUUUGAUGGAAAGGAUUUCAAUGGCAAACCCAUCAAAGUAUCGUUCGCCACCCGCAGAGCUGAGUUCACACAGAGGGGUGGUGGUGGUGGCGGCGGCGGCGGCAGAGGGGGGCGAGGAGGUUUCAGAGGUCGUGGUGGUGGUGGACCCAACUUUGACAUUAAGGGAGGAGACUGGCCUUGUCCCAACAGCUCUUGCGGCAACAUGAAUUUUGCCCGGCGGCAGGAGUGUAACAAGUGUGGUGCACCCAAACCAGGAGAUGGAGGAUUUGGAGGUGGAGAUCGUGGAGGCAGAGGCGGAUAUGGAGGCGACAGAGGUGGUGGCUUUAGAGGGCGUGGAAGUUUCCGCGGGGGUGACCGUGGAGGCUUCGGAGGAGGUGGCGGAGGAUUUGGAGGUGGCGGCUACAAAAUGGGAGGAAGAGGUGACCGCAGGGACGACAGAAGAGACCGGCCGUACUGAGUGCUCCAAAGAAGGAAAUCAUUCCAGCCCUUAAGUUUGCCGUGGACGGAGGAUUUAGAUUGGAGGAGGACUAACGGGGUGUAGGAGGGGGGAGGGUGUAGAUGAGACGAUGUUUUUUGUCUACUGUAGCUGGUGCAUCCUAAGUAUCACUGUUCUUCUGUGAUUCAGGGAUGUGUUGAGCUUAUGUAAAGGGGCUGAUUGGCACCUGUAGGCAUGUGGUCUUUUGUUUUGUUUUUUCUCCCCAUUUUUGUUUUUUUGUUUUUUUUCUUUGUUAAAUUUCUUUGUACAUCUUUUUAAUUUUCUGUCAGAUUCUAGUUGCUGAUGUUAUGUGAGGUAGACUUCAUACCAUUGUUUUGUAUAAACAGAAUAAAAUGUUUUACUUGGUUUCUUUUUUUUUUCUUUUCUUUUUUUUCCAAAAUGAUAUUAAACUGUGAUCUUUU